ACAUAGACAGUACUGUUGUUCUCGAUGAUUCCGUUGAUUUAAAAUUGCAACGACGUCACAAAAUUCAUCCGUGGAGGAAGUGUGAACAGUAGUGAACAAGAAGUAGUGCAUAUAUACAUUUAGCAGUGCACAACUCAAAGUCAGAUCUCCACCGUUUGUUGGAACAAGUCGUAUUUUCUUUGCCAUCCCAUCUGAAAUCCGAUCGCACAGAAUUCGACGAAACCGUUGUGAUACAUGGUUUUAUGUGUUUAGAUUACAACGAGUAAUAAAACUCUUUCUUCUCGUACAUCUGCCACGGGAGUGAGAUGACUAUUGCAUGACUAAGGAGAACAUUUCAGUUUUGUGUGUUAGAUAUCAUGUUUGAAUUUACCUAACUGUGCGAACAUGUUGAGAAAAUUAUCCGAAAGAGUUAUCCCUAUCCCUAUAAAUCUUUUGCACUUUCAAUCCUUCAAUUUGAUAAGGUCUUCAAAUUCAGUGGAAACUAUUUUCUUAAAAUUCCAGACCAUUUUUCUCUCAUAUACCCCUAAAAUAAUUUGUUGAUUUAAAAUGGAACGGCUAAGUGUGGACAAUUUGUCCUUGGGGAUGGGCAUCUUGGCCCGGAAAUCUCUGACCACGAGUGGUUCAAGAAAAGCGAGUCAAAUUUCUCUACUAAAUGACUCCUUUGCGGAACAUUACCAUCAAAUUGACGAUAGAAACUGGUCAUGGACGCAUCUCAGAGAAAGCUUUCGGCGUGACAAACUUGGUGCUUUAUAUGACCACUACCAGCGUCGCCUUCAAAAUUCAUAUUUUAAUGUAUUCCUCUUAGUUCAAGCUGUCCUUAGCUUAGCUUAUUUUGGAUUUUUAAUAUACGUUAGCCUAGUGUAUGCAACUCGCGACAUUGAGUUUGAAGGAUGUAAUUCCACAAUCACCAGCAUCAGUUGCACAGCAAAAGACAAUUUAGAACUUGCUGUUCCUGAAAUGGUCGUUCAUGUCAUAAUCUCAGUUCUUUGCAUUGCCAUAUUCAUGGCAGUAUUCAAUGAAACAUUAUUUCGGUCAAAUCCACAUUUACAAAUUGUGAUUUCAAUAAUCAUCUGUCUGGUGAUGUUAGUUGGUGAUCUGGGGCUAUCAGUGUAUUACUUCCAAAAUUACAGACUGAUUAGAACAACCUUUGCGUUCCAAACAAUUAUUAUCAUAUAUUUUUUUCUACCCGUGCCACAAAAACGACAGGCAAUUCUACUGGGAGCUGUAAGUUCCACAGCACAUUUGAUAAUUUCUGCAGUGUUUUACACCAGCGAUGAUCGAGAUCACGAAGUAUUCCCACUGGUUUUCGCCGAAGCCAUUUAUUAUUUUUGUGGAAAUGCGGUUGGAGUAUACUCACGACUCUUAUCAGAGAUUGCGAUUCGACGAGCAUUUAUGGAUCGGAGAGGCUACAUUAAGAGUACAAUUAAGAAGACGUAUGAAAAAGAUCAGGAGGAUCAACUCUUGCUCAGCAUCCUACCAGAGCACAUUUCUUCCAAAGUGCAACAAGAAUUGCGUAAUGCUAUUCAACAAAUUGCAGAGUCUCAAUCUCAAUCUUCCCAUCAUCGCAAUAGCACCGGAAGUUCUCACAAUCAGCACAUACACCACAAAAAACCAUUCAGUGAUUUAUUUGUCGAGAGACAUGAUAACGUCACCAUUAUUUUCUCCGAUAUCGUCAACUUUACGCCAUUGACUGUGAAAAUGCCAGCCGACGAAUUGGUCGAGACAUUAAACGAACUUUUCGGACGGUUCGAUGAGGCAGCCACCAGGAAUGGGUGUGUCAGAAUUAAAUUGUUGGGCGACUGCUAUUACUGUGUGUCUGGACUUAAUGAACCGACGCCAGAUCAUGCAAAAAAUUGUGUCAACUUGGGCUUUGAAAUGAUUGAAAUUAUUCAUCAAGUAGGCAUGCAAUACAGAAACAAAUUAAAGGUGGAUUUGGCGAUGCGAAUAGGCGUGCAUUCAGGAAAUAUUAUGAGCGGACUCUUGGGGAUUUACAAAUGGCAGUUUGAUAUUUGGUCAAGAGACGUUACAAUUGCGCAGCAUAUGGAACAAUCUGGAAAACCAGGACGAGUCCACAUAACAAAACAGACAAAAGCAUUCCUCGGAGAUGAUCUCCCAUAUAUAUGCAAACCAGCUUAUGGGAAGAUGAGGGACAAAUACUUGAGUGACAAUGACAUUGAGACGUACUUGAUAUCACCUCCCCGUAAACUCGAAAACAAUUCUGAUGCAGACCCUGAUGAUUUUGAGGAGGACGAAGUGGAAAAUGUGGUUGAAGAACUGACAAGUCCAAAUAGCACCAAGACAAAAUUUAAAGUUAAAGGCUUGGGUCCUUCUGCCCGCAGAGGAAGUCAAGCUUUGGGAAAAUCCGUUGAUCUAAUUCGACGAAAAUCAAUCAGAGCUAACCAAGAUAGAAGAAAUAACUUGUCUGGCAACGACGUGAUGCGAUAUUUGACCAUGUUGGACAAAGUGAACCAACAAAUGGAGAAAGCCAUUGAUGAAAUGCCCCUUCGAAAAUCAGAACAAUGGUGUCCCGGAGAAAGUCGCCAUAAGAAUAGCAUCACGAACCAAGUCAAUCCUUACACAAUGAGUUUUAAUGAAAUGGACUCUGAAAUUCACUUCCAAUCUCAACCGGAUCCGCUCUUCAAGUUCUACAUUGCCUGCUCCUUGUUUGUCCUCUUGUGUAUUGGAAUUGUACAGUCAGUCACGGUUCCUCCAGAACAUCUUAGCCUGUGGCUUUCAUUUGGUGGAGGUUUGAGCUGCCUCAUGAUUCUCAUCCCUUUUGUUUGGGUGGGAUAUAUUUGGAGUAGAAUUAAAGAUCCACAUCGGGAACUGGAUUACGUGCCUGAACCCGAAAACAAGCUCAUUCGAUUUUUCUUUAACACUUCCACACGAGUCUCUAGUAGUUGGAUAUGGAGAACUAUUUUGUACCUUUCAAUUUCUCUUUUGAUUUCCGCUUUUGCCAUUAUCGAUGUGUUGGAAUGUACGGCUGAGAAAUGCGAAUCGCCGUGGUAUUUCACAUUCAGUUGCUCUUUGGCAGUAUUGAUAAUAUUCGCCUUCUUCAGGAUCCAUUAUUUCUUGAAACUCCUCGUCAGUGUACUAAGUAUGACGGGAUACUUCACCAUAUUUAGUAUUCGCCAUGAAGUCUUUGCUCAAAACAAUGGUGUAAGCCCUGCCUUGUUCGCAGUAGAUCUUGAAAUGUAUUCUCAUAUCAUUUACUUAAUUUGGAUUCUUUUACUUCUACAUGUUAUGGAUCGCCAGAUGGAGUACAUUAAUCGUUUGGAUUUUGUGUGGAAGAGAAAAUUAACAGAGGAACACAAAGAAGCAUCCAUGACACACGCAGUUAAUACAAUACUCAUUCACAAUAUUCUCCCCACUCAAAUUGCAAAAAUAUAUUUGGACCCCAACCGAGCUGGAGAAGGUUAUAGUAGAACCUACAACAACGUGUCCAUCAUGUUUGCUAGCAUCCCAGACUUUAUGGAUUUUUACUCCGAAAAUGAUCUCAACAAGCAUGGGCUUGUGUGUCUCAACGUGCUGAAUCAAAUUAUUACUGAAUUUGAUCAGGCACUUUUUAAUCAUGUGGAUGUAGAGAAAAUCAAAGUAAUCGGAUCAUGUUAUAUGUGUGCGUGUGGUCUCGAAGUUCAUGAUACUGGACGACUUUCGACCACUUCAUUUGUGGGGGGUGAUGACGAAGAAUGUGUUCCAACCUGGCGAGAUUAUGGACGGCACACAAACGGGAUUGAAAAUAUUGAAAAAAGAAAAAAGACACUGUAUACAUUGGUCAACUUCGCGUCAGACAUGAUGGUAAAACUUCAAAUGAUCAACAGGGAAGCAUUUCAAGACUUUCAACUUCGAGUUGGGGUGGCAACAGGAUUAGUGGUGGCCGGUGUAGUCGGUGUGCAAAAACCAUUGUUUGACAUCUGGUCGGAUACGUGUAAUUUAGCGUCUCGCCUCGACUCUCAUGGUCAAACGGGGAAAGUUCAUGUUACCGAGUAUGGUGCAGAUCUUCUUGCACAGAGUGGAAUAAAAUGCGAAUUUCGUGGUGUUACGAAUAUCAAAGGAAAAGGAAAUAUGAGAACGUAUUUUGUCUGCAUGGACGAACACUAUAAAAUUCAAUAUAUCGAUAAUCCUGACGUUACGACUUCUGCUGCACUGGAUUACAGAAAUAAAGUUGAUUGUACUCAUUUAUGAAAGUUUAAUGUAUAUUCGUCUGUUUACUUUGUUAUAAACAUUAAAAUUCAUUGAAACACAUUGUCCGAAAUAGUAUAUUACUCAUCUUCUGAUUCUUCGGAUGCGGUUUCGAGCCACUCAAUAAAUUUUUGCACCUAGAUUUGUACGCAAAAUUUUA
This is a messenger RNA of Folsomia candida, 4342 nucleotides long. Its product is annotated as adenylate cyclase type 2. The transcript is spliced from 32 exons. Gene Ontology annotation, molecular function: adenylate cyclase activity. The coding region runs from base 547 to 4185 and encodes 1212 amino acids. Lineage: Eukaryota; Metazoa; Arthropoda; Collembola; Entomobryomorpha; Isotomidae. The record is from RefSeq and is a predicted model, not a curated record. Gene Ontology annotation, biological process: intracellular signal transduction; adenylate cyclase-activating G protein-coupled receptor signaling pathway; cyclic nucleotide biosynthetic process.